UUAACAAGUAGCCCUGUACUUGGUGUGCUUUAAAUGAGGCCCUCUUAUUGGUUAUCACACUAAAUACUCAAUUUGCUCGUUCCUCUUUUCUUCCUCCUCACUAAUCCCCACUUCUCUUUUUCCUCUUUUUACUUAUCUCUCUCUCUCUCUCUCUCAAUUGAUGAUGAAGACUUCAAAUCUGGCGUAUGUAUAUAUAUAUAUAUAAACCCCUGACACGCUCAUCUGCCUCUUCAAUUACCCAACACAACAUGGUUCCCCAGUGGCUUGAAAUUCUUCUGGGUCAGAAAUUCUUUGCGCCCUGUGAAGUUCAUGAGUGUGCUAAGAAGAAAAAGAAGGAGAAGAACAUAUUUUGCUUGGAUUGUUGCAUCAGUAUCUGUCCUCAUUGCUUGCCUCCUCACGCCUCUCACCACCACUUGCAGAUACGGAGGUAUGUUUAUCACGAUGUUGUACGCUUGGGUGAUGCUCAAAAGUUGAUAGACUGUUCCUUUGUUCAGCCAUACACAACAAACAAUGCAAAAGUGGUGUUCUUGACUGAAAGGUCAAUGUCUCGUCCCUUUAGAGGCUCUGGCAAUUUCUGCAUCAAAUGCAACCGUAGUCUGCAACACCCAUUUCUUUUCUGCUCUCUCUCUUGCAAGGUUCAAGCAAGUACUAAUUGCUCAACUCAGUACGAAAAUGGCGAAAUGACUCCUAACUCAGUUCUUGACUCGCCCGUUUCUCGCCAAACUCAGUCCAACUCAGCAAGUGCUAGUUCUGCCAGCACUACUACGACUACGACUACUAUUAGUACUGCAGUGUGCAGGUUCUCGUUAAGUCUCGCUUGCACUGUCACUACGGAGUUCAUCAAGCGGAAACGCAGUGUCGUUUCACUGCCUCGAGGUUCGUGCAGAGAGAAUUGGUCGGCGGUGGCUGACAGUGGAGGCUUCAUGAGACGAAGAAAGGGUGUGCCUCAUAGGUCGCCUUUGAAUUGAAACAUGUGGGUGGGUCGGUGGAUAGGAUAUAUUUGGUAUUUCAAUAUUUGUUAGAGGGUGUUUUGGGUAUUUUGGAUUUCACUGCUCAAUUUUUGUACAGGUAUUUUGUUUACCUGUUGGUGGUAUUCACGCGGAGAGUGAGAUGGAUUUAUCAUGUAAAAAAGUUAUUAAUUAAAUAUGUUUAAUUAUUAGGAAAA
Messenger RNA from Carica papaya (papaya), 1165 nucleotides. RefSeq lists its product as uncharacterized. The record is from RefSeq and is a predicted model, not a curated record. NCBI's taxonomy places the organism in Eukaryota, Viridiplantae, Streptophyta, Magnoliopsida, Brassicales, Caricaceae. Gene Ontology annotation, molecular function: zinc ion binding.